UUCCAUUCAUCUCAUCGCGCAACUGUGUUGUCGAUUCUGGAUUGUGAGAGAGCAGAGGCUAUCGUAGAAAUAUCGAACGAUGGUGUCCUGAGCAUAUGCACAGCUUCUAGCAUCCAAAAGCUCGACACCCGCAGUUUCUUGAUGUCGAUCCAUGUUGUAACCGUGUCCCACGCGCUCGUGGAUCGUUUACCGUAUCGAUGAUCGAGCCUUCAGACUCCCUUUGCAUCGGCAGCCUAAUGGAAUGUGCCCAUGCCAAACUUCACAUCCACUUCUCUAUCCCACCCACCACGUUACCAGUCUGGUCGAUCUGUUCCAAAUCCGGUCUCUCGUAAGCUGGGGGCGGUAAGUGAGAACUCAGAUGUACUCUCGCUUCACCAUGACCGGCUCGAGCUGGACCAACGAAGGCACGAUGUCGUAGUGCUAAUCGAGCAUCUUGCCAUGAGCAUCACCCCAUUUUGUGAGUUCUGGGUUGGCGAUGAAUGCCACAACUCCAUUAUUGAUGUCUUCCCCGUCGAGGUCCGGCAUGGACUACAUACUGCCUUCUUUGAAGGUUGCUCCAAUGGCGGGGUACGUAAGCUGCUCUGCAGCGACAUCUCCAAGGCCAGCGCGAACGCCCGGUCGACAAUAGCUGGAAUCUGGGAAGCAUCCACGGCCGAAGAGACAGAUGCCAUCUUCGUGCCAAUGGUGUUUGCGACCUCGUCUCGGGAUUCCAGAAUCCCUGUGGCUAAGCGGCGUGCCAGUUGCCUAUCACGCAGGUGUGCCUUGCGUUUUCCUUGGACCAUGGUUUCCCGGCCAAUCAGCCUGAUCAACUCACUUUUGACCGUGCAUCGGAAAGCUUCACUAGAAACUGAUGGGAUUGGUGAACCACCUUCGCGAUUGGGGUUGUAAAGGAGUGUCCAAGUGCCGGUAUACGGUGAAACGGUCUUGCCAUAGACAGAGAAGGGCGUUGCAAACACGAUAUCGAGAAGCACACUCCAAACCCACGCCUCGAUAUAGUAUUUCUGGUGUACACGGGAUCCCCAGUGGCGUGUCUCCGUGUUGAGACCAAUACUCCGGG
Macroventuria anomochaeta is the source of this 1057-nucleotide messenger RNA. RefSeq lists its product as uncharacterized. NCBI's taxonomy places the organism in Eukaryota, Fungi, Ascomycota, Dothideomycetes, Pleosporales, Didymellaceae. The record is from RefSeq and is a predicted model, not a curated record. The transcript has a single exon. The coding region runs from base 250 to 888 and encodes 212 amino acids.